Messenger RNA from Orussus abietinus, 628 nucleotides. RefSeq names its product tetratricopeptide repeat protein 36. Gene Ontology annotation, molecular function: protein binding. The record is from RefSeq and is a predicted model, not a curated record. The transcript has 3 exons. Gene Ontology annotation, biological process: cilium assembly. Lineage: Eukaryota; Metazoa; Arthropoda; Insecta; Hymenoptera; Orussidae. The coding region runs from base 1 to 552 and encodes 183 amino acids.
AUGCAGCGGCUAAGUGAGCGCGACCGAGCCAUCUUGGACAGCAUCUUUGACCCGUUUCAACCGCUGGGCACCGACGCCACAUCCGGCCUGGAGAACGAAGACCUCGUUUCAGAAGCGGAAGAUGGCACUUCUCUCGAGCCCGCGAUUCAAGACGUCGUGAAGCGCGCCAUUUCAGCAUCAGAGGGUGAACAUUUCGAGGAGGCUUUCAGGCUCUUCGGGGAAGCUUUGAUGGCAAAUCCAAACUCGGCGGCCAUUUUGAACGACAGAGCACAAGCCUUGAGAUUGGCGGGCCGAGACCUAGAGGCCAUGGAAGACUUGAACGCCGCCGUGGGAUUCAGCGAGGGUAAAGGCAGAGCCGGCGUUCGCGCACUUUGCCAAAGAGGGGUGCUUUACAGGAAAGCGGGCAGAACGGAGGAGGCGAGAGAAGAUUUUACGAGGGCUUCCAAGGCUGGCUCGAGUUUCGCCCGUAGCCAGCUCGUCGCCUUGAAUCCAUACGCCGCCAUGUGUAACGCAAUGCUGAGAGAAGUGGCCCUCAAGUCCGGUGAAUCCUGAACUCUCUGCUGGAAAAUAGGAAAAUAGAAUGUAGAAAUAUACUCUGUAAAUAAAGUUAACACCAUAGUCAAGCGCA